This is a messenger RNA of Ogataea parapolymorpha DL-1, 1617 nucleotides long. RefSeq lists its product as uncharacterized. The record is from RefSeq and is a predicted model, not a curated record. Bases 1 to 1617 code for a protein of 538 amino acids. The transcript has a single exon. NCBI's taxonomy places the organism in Eukaryota, Fungi, Ascomycota, Pichiomycetes, Pichiales, Pichiaceae.
AUGACUCCAAAUAGGCAAUACCUUAUGUCCCCCAUGGAGUAUGUGGAGAGUUCAGCCUCGAAAGACACAUACCUGUCUUCUUCGCCCACGCUACUUUCAGGGGAGCGGCUGCCACAAACUGUUCCGGUACCCAAGCCUCGUAUUCUUGCAGAAAUGAUUCCCGAAACUGAGUUAUUCCAAAAACCAGAUGGGGGCACAACUAUAACUCCACAUUUGUCUAGAGCAAAAAGGUCCAGGGAUGCGGAAAUGGUGACUGCAAUGCGUAAGUUUGAAAACGACCAAGACUAUUUCUACACAAAGUUGAAACAGAUCAUGGAGCCUCCGUCGCGGCAGGAGUCUCCGUUACCUGAGUUAUCACAAGUUAUGGAUAGUCAAGGAAACUAUCUACUGGACCAAAUUUAUAGAUCGCUAGAUUUAUACGGAAGUCCCUCAAGCUGUACCGAUGAUGUGACGAUCGUGAAGCAUUUUUUCACCCGGUUACUGCCAUCAGUAUCUUCAAGUUAUACUCCAUUGUGGCCAGGCGCUGCUAUUCAGUACUGCGACAAAAAUAUCGUCCGGAGUUGCUUUGUAUCUCUCGGAGCGUUGCAUCUUGCCGGCUGGGUCAACGACACCGACGCAAAACGCAAGCUACUGGAGAAAGGCGCCCUGAAUAUCAACAAUACCCUCGAUUAUCUUCUACGCUUCAUACAGGACAAUAACAUCCAUAACUCUCUCAUGAACAGCAACUUCCAACCCAAUGACGCAUCCACAAACAUCCUCAGCUCCAAAAAAUCGGUUUUCUUCGUGUGCUUCAUGCUAUACGUUCAGGUACUAUAUGGUAUCCUCGAGAAUGGCCGUUCUGGGUUAUCUAGAGUGUUUUUCAAGUUAUUUUCCCAGCUGGUAGAACAUAGCACAUUCAACAUAGCACAGGAACUUGGCCAGGCCAACAAGACUCUUUGUGUAAGCAUGGCCUGGUGGGACACAGUAUCUGCUCUUGUUUCACCGGAUUGUCGCACACCAUACUGUAAUCCUCGCUGGUAUAACUUGGAUAGGGACAUAGAGGAACAGUCUGGGUGUCCGGGGCAGUUAUUUGUGUGCAUGUCAAAGUUAUGCCAUCUUCGCAAUGGGAUAAAGCACAACAAGCUCCUGGGCACGGAAAUCAAAAAAUUGUAUUGCGAGCUGCGCACAGAGUUAUCUGAUUACAGAAUGUACGUUUCCUAUAGCUUGCAACCGCCAAAGGCAAGCAAAUAUUCCGACAAGGGCUAUUACCUGAUGAGACUCAAAAUUGCACAAUGCUGGUCAUUGGCUAUAUUGACCAAGCUCCUAAGCACCGUGAGACCACAUAAGGAACACCAGUCUAUUAUAGAGCACAUUGGAUGGGAAUUCGCAGACGUGUACUCUUCGCUCGACAAAUCGUUGCCAUUGGUGGCACACAUGAUAUGGCCAGUUAUGCAGAUUGCCUGCGAACACAAAGAUUUCAUAACUUAUCUGAAAGGAAUCGAAGGAGUUUUCAAUUCUUCCAGCUUCUCCAUGGUUGUCAACCUAGCGAACGCUGUCUGGUCCAGCGGAGAGUCAUUGGAUGAAAUACUGGCUGGAAAAACAUGGUUUGCGGCCGGUAUAGAUCUGCUACCUUUAUAG